UGAUUACAGCAUAGAGAGAAUUGAUUGAGAUUCGAUAUCUGAGCAAGCUACUUCUAUUUAUGUCUUAAGACAAACGCAAUAUUUCAAAAUGAUUACUACUUGGAUGCUCGACUCUUUGACCAAGAUUUUGCGUACCAAUCGCCAUGCAGACUGCAAAUUUAUUAUCGAAGCUGCGGAUGGAAGUAAGGUAUUUCUGUGCCACAAGCUGAUCUUUAGCUGCGCCUCUGAGGUGUUCGAUCGCAUGCUCUAUGGCAACUACAAUGAGUCCAGCAGCGGAGAGGUGAAGCUGAACGACGUGGAGCCAAAAGUGUUUGAGAAGUUUCGUGAAUAUGUUUACGGCUACGAUGACGAGAGGCUUGAAGUAUACGACUUUGACACACUUGUGAAACUAGCAGAGUUCGGAAACAAGUACCUGGUAGAGUCCAUCAAGGAGGACUGUGUGUCGCACUGUGUGCGACGACUACUAUUCCAAAAGGAAAUAUUAGGCACAGACGAACUUCUGCGUGUUUUCCAGUGCGCGCACACGCUGAAUAACUCGAGGCUAAUCGAGGCUAUAUCCCGCGUACUCAAGAAUCAUUGUAAGAAGGGUCUCAACCACUCGGCCAUAUACCAGUUUAGCACAGAUGUGUUCAAAAGCUAUAUUGAGGUGGUCGAGAGCAGACUCAGUGAGCCAGAGCGCUUCAACUUGAUUAAAAUGUACAUAAAGUAUAACGAUCUGGAUGAUCCUGAUACUGCUGCUACAGACACUGAAAGUGAACAUGAUACUGCUGCUAUAGACACUGAAAGUGAAGAUGAGAAAACAGAUACUAAUGGACUGGUCGCUACUCCGGCAAUCGAAGGGAAGGGAAAAAUGAAUAGGGAGUAUAUUUCUGAGUUACUGGGGCUAAUCGACUUUUGCAAAUUCACGGCCAAGGACUUCUAUGAAGGACCUGGCAAAUCGAGCUUACUCACCUUGCAGCAAAAGUACGAGAAUCUCUAUAAGAUUGCCAGGAGCUCCUCACAUGCUUCUCACAUGAUUUUUUCUCCCUUUUACUCUUGCAAAUGCUAUUCGUGUUACGGACAUGAAGUCACUGAGUCGACUCAUCAAAGUCUGUCAUGUCCUUUGAAUAUCUUCAAGUAAUCCAAUAUUAGAAAUCAAUUAUUUAAAUAACAUACAUGGGAUCUCUCCCUCUCUCUCCCCUUCUCUUUCUCUCUCUCUCUCUCUUUCUCUAUCUGAUUUACUAUUAUAUUAUGUUGGCGGUUUCAUUUGUUUUCCCUUUACACCUUUUUUCAAAAGUCUUGACUAAGUAUAUAUAUCAAAUUGCGCAGUCAACUUGGCCAAUUUGAAAUAAAUGAGUUCUUCUAUAAUUUAA
Messenger RNA from Drosophila mojavensis, 1352 nucleotides. RefSeq lists its product as uncharacterized. The record is from RefSeq and is a predicted model, not a curated record. Gene Ontology annotation, cellular component: cytosol; P-body. The transcript has 2 exons. Gene Ontology annotation, molecular function: protein binding. Gene Ontology annotation, biological process: neurogenesis. The coding region runs from base 89 to 1120 and encodes 343 amino acids. Lineage: Eukaryota; Metazoa; Arthropoda; Insecta; Diptera; Drosophilidae.